Molecule: messenger RNA, 1448 nt
Organism: Drosophila persimilis
Lineage: Eukaryota; Metazoa; Arthropoda; Insecta; Diptera; Drosophilidae
Product: glycoprotein-N-acetylgalactosamine 3-beta-galactosyltransferase 1
Exons: 4
Coding region: 1-1116 (371 amino acids)
Cellular component (GO): membrane
Molecular function (GO): N-acetylgalactosaminide beta-1,3-galactosyltransferase activity
Source: RefSeq, a predicted model, not a curated record
AUGGGUGGGCACUACAUCACAUUGGAGCAUCGGCAUCGGCUCAGCGAUACCACGCUCUAUCCGGGUAGUGCCGGCGGCGGCGUAGUGGGAGGAUCGCGAGUCGGUCACCGCCGUCUGUCAUCCUGCCAGGUGCUGUUGCUGGUCCUGGUGGCCGGCAGCUCUGUGAUCGCACUCUAUGCCUACUGGGACGUGAUGAUGCUGACGGCUGGAGCCCGCGAUCCCGAUGGGCAUAGUCCGCGGCAGCUCAGCAACGAGACACUGGCCGAGCAGCUGCGGCGCGAGGUGCGAGUCCUUUGCUGGGUGCUGACCACGCCCAAGUACCACAAAUCGAGGGCGGUGCACGUGAUGCGGACCUGGGGCAAACGGUGCAACAAGAUCUACUUCAUGACCUCGGAGCCGGACGACGAGCUGCCCACCAUUGUGCUGAACAAGUCCGACAAGUACGAUGUGCUCUGGGGCAAGACGAAGGAGGCCUUCACCCACAUCUACGAUCACAUGCGGGACGAGGCAGACUGGUUCAUGAAGGCGGACGAUGACACCUACGUGUUCCUGGAGAAUCUCCGCUAUAUGCUCUAUCCGUACUCCCCCGACCAGGCCAUAUAUUUUGGCUACAACUUCAAGAUGAUCGGAGCGCACAAGAAGAACGAGUCUUACAUGUCUGGUGGCAGUGGCUAUGUUCUGAGCCGGGAGGCACUGCGUAUUUUCGCUGAGGGAUUGAACGACAGCACAAAGUGCCGGCAGGAGGACAAUCAUGCCGAGGACGUGGAGAUGGGCCGCUGUCUGCUCAACUUGGAUGUGAAAGCUGGCGACUCGCGGGACUCGAAGUUGCGCAACCGAUUUUACCCCCUAUUGCCCUUCGACAUGCUCCUUUCGGGCUACUCGGGAUUGGACUUCUGGCUGUACAAGUACGCCUACUACUCGGUUCGAUCGUGCAUGGACUGCCUCUCCGAAUAUCCAGUGGCCUUUCACUAUGUGAACCCCGAACAGCUCUAUGUCUUUGACUUCUUCAACUACGAUUUCCAGCUGGUGGGCAAGCAGAAGCCCGAAGAAAGACUGCCAGAGAAAAUCAGGCCCGAAGACCUUAUCAUACCCGACUACGACAAUAUGUUUACCUAAUUCCGAUUCCAACACAAACCAAUCUCCUAUGAAUACCCCAUACUCGCAGAUUACGGUGAAAACUCCUACCACAGUGGUGCUCAUACACUCAUACACUCACAGCCACAAGAACUACACCAAGAAUUUAAACGAAAAUCAAGAAAAGUUUUUAUUGUACAGCUCCAAUUUUUGUUCUCAAAUUAGUUCUAUAUGUCAGUGUUCUAAUACAGCAAUAACCAGGUUAUUAAAAUUUAUAUUCAGCGAAAUAAUUAAAAAAUCUGCAACCAUCUCCAAAAUGUCCUGCUCAUAUACUUAAGCCACCCGGAAAAAAAUGGUUACAAAAUUUAAAAUUU